Messenger RNA from Histoplasma mississippiense, 1719 nucleotides. RefSeq lists its product with no specific name. NCBI's taxonomy places the organism in Eukaryota, Fungi, Ascomycota, Eurotiomycetes, Onygenales, Ajellomycetaceae. The transcript has 3 exons. Bases 1 to 1719 code for a protein of 572 amino acids. The record is from RefSeq and is a predicted model, not a curated record.
AUGCAGCUUGGAAAUCACAUCGCCUUAGAGAACCAAAUUUUCAUCCGGACCUACUGCCUGUUAGACCCAUACCAUGCGUACUUCAUCCGUGCACUACUAGAACAAUCAAGAAAAUUUUCCACCACGGAAGAAUCUGGGUUCAGUAAAAUCCAAAAACCGGCCAUAUGCCUCGCCCUCGACAAUUUGGAUCAGAUCAUCUCGAGGUCUAAAGAAUUGCCCGAAUUUGAAAACAUCAUCAUCGAAUUGGGGAGAAGUGUCAAUGAAAGUAAUGAGGGGGCCAUGGCAGUGCUCGGUUGGACUGAAGUUCGACCGUUAGGUAUUCGAGACCUCCUUUUAAAGAGUCCCAAUAACGUUGUCCGUGACGGAUUCUGUCGACUUUUGAUCGCUGCCGUCGCACGGUUACAGGCGUCUCUAGAGGAUGAAUCUCUGGACCAUGACGAACUAGCUCGCUGCAGAAAAGACUAUGAGAUGAUGGUUGAGAAUAUUGUUACGUCGCUUGAUGAGCUGUGGGGUUGCCUACACGUAUAUUCGCGGGCCUGGGACGAUUAUUUCGGGCUGCUCCUUGGACUUGCUAAUUUUGGCGCGUUCCCUGUUCAGGUCAUGCUUGAACAUGGCUUUUUGUUGAAAUGCCUGGAAAUGGUUUGGCUUGAUAGGGAGGAUAGCAAACGGCUGAAACGGCAAUAUGGGAACUAUUUCCGGCUUGUUGAAAAAGGCCGCAAAUAUUCACACUCCAAGCUUGUGGAGGUCCUCUAUGUUUUGAUGACGCACAUCGACUUCACAUUGACACCGUCAGUCAACAAUAGCUGCCGGGACUGCAAUGUGGGCAAAUAUUCUCUUACCAGGGCGGAAGCGGAGCUGGUCCGACCCGUUGGAAGGAACAAGGAUCUGAUUUUCUUGAGGAAAAUCCUAGAGCAACAAGCUAAUCCACCAGUUUCACGGAAGAUAGUGAGCGUUUUUCUAGCCGCUGAUCCUGAAUAUGGUCUAACGGACAGUAUCUGCAAAGUUCUAGAGGAAGGGUUACGGGCUUCUCCAGCCUACCUCUGUGUUCCUUUCCUCGACGCUACAUUAGUUUUCUGCCAGAUGUCAUCAGAUGGGGACCGUAUCACCAACCUCAUCGACUACGUGUCCAAAGGCAUAGAUUCCAUCAAUGACAGUGGGGGUUGCGAGCAUCUAGCCUUUUUCCAGUCGCUGGUAAAAGUCAAAAACGAAAAAGCCAAAAAGGAUGAGUACUGGUUCUGGAGCUCGGUGGUCGACCGGAUACCUGACUGGGCGCCGACACUUCUUCAUUACCCAGAGAGGGCAGUCAGAAACGGCGUGCUGGAUUUCCUGCGACAACUUCUCUUCUCGAAGGAAUAUGAGGAUAUCAGUGAUGAUUUUCGCCAAUUUUACAGGAAAAUCGGCAGGGAUUUGGCGCAGGCAUCUGUGGAUAAGUUGCGAAGGACGUACCUUUCAACUGCAGACGCGCAGCCUCCUGAAGUCAAGUCGAUGGAGACGAUUUCGCUCGUGAUCAUGCAUUGCACAGAGGUCUAUUUUGAUGAGCGUGACAGCGACGACGCGGAUUUCAUCCAACAGGCUACAACUGUCAUCUCCGCACUAGAGCAGCUGGCCGUUGACGUUCCGGAAGAACUUAUCUCUGGUUCUGACUUCCAUUCAGAUGGUUGGGAUGAUAAUUCAAUGAUGGGAAGCGAUUCUGAUGUUGGUCUGACCGGGUCGCCGUGA